AUGGAGCUGGGGCUGGGCAGCGGAGGCUCGUCGCUGGGCGCUCUGCGGGCGUUCGCGGCGUCGUGCUGCCCGCAGAACGAGCGCAAGACUGGCGGCGGAUGCUGCGCCGACGCGUUGGUGCUCGCCACGGCGCCGCCGCCUGUUAACGAGGAGUUCGCGCACGAAGUGGCGGCCGCGUUCGUGUUCGCCGACGAGAUGAAGACGGUGCGGCAGCUGCAGAGCAAGUGCAAGGAAGGGAAGGCGCUGGUGAACGCCAUCUACAGCUCCAGGAGCUGCGCCAGAGCCUUCCCGCCCGGCGUCGUGGCGGACGAGGCCGACCCGAACAAAAUGAAGCAGUACCACCACGCCAUCUUUGCUGUGCUGCAGCCGCAGGUGGAGAAGAUCAAGCAGCUGAGCGAGUACUGCUCGCAGGCGGUGGUGCUGCUGAGCGACAACAUCCAGCGCACGACGGUGCACGAGAACAUGACGCGCGUGAUUCCGGACGUCAUGAUGGACGCGCUGGUGGACAUUAUGGACGUGAUCCUGCAGCUCAACCACUUGCAAGACACCAAGAGCAGUCUCAGAAAUGACUUCACUGUCUUCAAGCGGGUGUUUGUGCAUGUAAAGGAUGAUCUUCCGGACGCUGACGUCGUCGAAAGGGAUAUCGCGCGUUUGCAGGAGUUUAUGGGGAGCUCUUAUCAAGCGAAAGGUGCUAUGUGGGACUCUCUGCGGCACAACUUGACCAACGUGAAGCGGUAUGAACAGGUCACGUAUUUAUUACUAAGGCAUUGUGUCAACCAUAUCGAGAAUGACACGUGCACAACGCCGAGCUCCAAGUUCAAGUACAUCCGAGCGUUGUCGUAUCUCAUGGCAGUUUUAGAGGGAUCGGAUGUAUGGAAGAAGACGAACACGCUGCCUGGGGCCGACAAAAAGGUUAUCGAGGCGGCUGUCAAGCUCAUUGCUCGAUUUCCUGUCAUCCCGAUGCUCCAUGAAACCAGCAUUAAGCCGGUAAACGCGUUGCAGUCGCAAGGAAGCUACAGACUGGAGUCGAGUAACGGGGCGUCGUCGUCCAAGAAUCGAGAUGCUCUGUUUGAUAUUCUACUAGCCACAGAUUUCAAGAAAAAACACAAAGAGCGAAAGUUCUCCCAGAUUCCUGAUCGAACGGCGAGCCCCUCCCUUUGCCAGAUUCAAAUGCUACGAACAGCCAUCGAUUCCAUGUAUGCAAGACGCUCGAUGGGUGACCUGAAUGCCAAGUCCUCUACACUCUUUUCAUUCAAGAAGGAUCUUGAUAGCUCAGACGCGGAGUCACUGCAAGAAUUUUACCAUAAAUCAGGAGCUUUCCCAAUUCUGUUGGACCUAAGCACUACGCUGAGUGAAUUGGCAGAUUUCUCCAGUCUUUGGUUUCGUGAGCAAUAUCUGGAGCUUGCCAAGUCUGUGCAAAUCCCCGCAAAAAUUUCCCUUCCGUGGUUGCUCAUUGAACACACGUUGGAUGGUGCAGCUACGCGUGUCGAGCCUGUACUCGCGGUAUUAGACGCUUACAACGAUGCCGGGAGGUGCUCUCUUCACGAGCUUCACCAGCAGCAUCUUUACGAUGAAGCAGAGGCUGAAGGCGAGCUUUGUUUCGAUCACUUCGUGUUUUUACUGGCGGAACGAGUUUAUCUCCAUUACAAGUCGUUGGCGGCAAAAGAUGCGUGUCGAGAAUGGUGUGGCCAUGAAAGCACACAGGUUCGCAAUUUACCUACUAAAGGUGCCGCUGCCGCCAAGCGAAACCCAACUCUGUUCUCCCUCAACAACGCACUUGAUACCGAAGAAGAAGGCUCCAAGUACGAAUCGAUUCUUACACAGAGCCACGUGAACGUUUUUGGUCGAAAUUACGAUCUCACAUUUCAACUUGGACAGCGCGUCGAUGCCUUAUUACGGAAAGACUUGGAGGGCUGGUUCACAAAGUUUGAAGCUAGCGAUGCCACCUGCUACGUCGCCAUGCUCGACAUCCUCAAGGUUCUCAAAAAGACACAUUCAUCACUAUCAAUACUCGGGCUUGACGAUUUUGACGACGUAUUCGAAGAGACAAACGAUGAAAGCCUGGAGUGUCUUUUGGGGAGUUCACUUUCUGUAGACGUCCCUCUCCUGUCUCGAGUACACGAGCAGAUUUCUCAAACGAUCCGCACGGAUUUGUGCCAGCAUUUCAGUCUCAAGUUCGACAACAGGCGGUUCACUCGUAUGCCGCUACACGAAGCGUUGAUGCUGACGGUUGGAGAUCAAUUCGCGCACGAAGAGUGCUUACGAAAAGCCAAGAAACACCGGUUAUCCAGGGGGAGCAUAUUCCGGACGAAAAUUGGCAAUUCAACCGCAGUCAAAGCUGCAAAAUACGGAGCUCUCGAGAAGACAAUCACGGGCACACAUCGUGCUUGCUUCGGUGAGCCCCACGUGCAAGCACUCUGCAAGUUACUUCCCAAGCGACAACUUCUUGCGGUUGCAAACGAUUGCAUCGAAUUCGCGGUGACGAAGAAUGUGAACGCAGCUCAGUCGAAUGCAACAGAGCAGUCUGCUAAUUCCACCGAUCGACUUCCGAGUCUGUUCCAGUGUGCCCUCGAGCGUAUCGACUCCAUGCUGAAGAGGUCUGAGAUCGCGCUCGAGUGGGAGGCAGUGCCAGAUUCGCAGCCGGAAAAGAUGCCGAAUGCUUCUAGCUUCUACCACGUGUGGUGUGCGCUGGAGUUUCUCAGCUGCAAUCGUCCCCGUGAAGGUGGUGACUACUCAUUGGACCAAGGAGAAUCCUUGUCGCUGCGAGAGAUGUUCGGGGAUGGCGUGCAGCUUGCAGGCUGUAGCCUCGUGCAUCUACUUGGACAGCGCACACUUUACGAUCUCUGGAACGUCAGUCAGCACGUCAUUAACGUCCGCCACCACGAAGAAGUCAAGGCGGCGAGCGAGGCACAAGUAGCGCUUGUCUCUAACAGCAAAAAGAGUCGGCAGAAGGGUGAGCCAUCCAAUGCACAAACUACCGUGGGGACUCUCGAUCGGGAAAUGGAGGACAGGGCUGCUCGCUUCGUCGUGAAUGCCCGCGAAAUGCGCGCGACGUCCAAGCAGAUAUUCCACACGCUCGAGCUGGCGUGGCCAUCGGGUCCUCGACCAGCGGCAACCUUCACACCGCCACCAUUCAGCCCUCCCGUAAAUACCCCGUCAUCUCCGCUGGGAGCACAGUACCAUCGGUAA
Messenger RNA from Phytophthora sojae, 3189 nucleotides. RefSeq lists its product as hypothetical. NCBI's taxonomy places the organism in Eukaryota, Oomycota, Peronosporomycetes, Peronosporales, Peronosporaceae. The coding region runs from base 1 to 3189 and encodes 1062 amino acids. Gene Ontology annotation, molecular function: small GTPase binding; RNA 7-methylguanosine cap binding. The transcript has 9 exons. Gene Ontology annotation, cellular component: SCAR complex. Gene Ontology annotation, biological process: regulation of actin filament polymerization; regulation of translation; cell morphogenesis. The record is from RefSeq and is a predicted model, not a curated record.